GCGUCGCAGGCGCUGCAUGGCGGAGUGUCCACUCCAUCGCCCAUGUCAGUCAGGCGGUUUGUUGUCGAGCCUUCACCUUCAAUGGUGGAUGUGCAAGGAGAGGAUAUGGAUAGGGGGUGGCCCGUGUACAGUGCUACUUCGUCCCCUGCCGGGUUGAAAGGCCGUUCCUUUGCUGGAGACGAAGAUGAGUAUGUUGACGACGAUGAAGGUGGAGGUGAUUGCAGUACCACUAAUGCACAGAACUCCGACAAUGUGCAGAACGACAUGGACAAUGUUGGCCAGACAGAUGGGGGGAAGAAUGUGGUCGGGCCCCAAAGCAGCAGGUGUGGAAACAAGCUGGGGGGGAAAGAUGGUGCUGCCAGAAACAAGAAACAGAACAUCCCGUGGAGCUUGGAGGAGAGGAUCACACUGUCGAGAUUGAUGGCCGAGGAUGACGCCCUAAUGGCCGACGCUGAGGGCCAGCAUCGGUUCAAGAAGAGGAAGGGGCGGUAUGAGUGGGUACACGAUCGAAUGGCGGAUCACAGGUUUCCGCACAGGUCAGCAGAGGAUUGUCGUAAGAAGUGGCAGGGCAUGAUGGCUGUAGCGAAGUUAAUUCUCGACAAGUGUGAGGAUGCUUCAGGCAAACCUUCAUUAUGCGACAUGACUAUGGAGCAGCGGAAGGCGGACCAAGUGCCAGUAGACUUUGAAAAAGCAUUGUGGGAAGCGAUGGAGUGGCAACUGAAUCGACCUUCCAUCAAGUGUGACAACACGCUAGCGUUGGAGAAUUUAUCGGGUAAUGCGGGAGGGCCAUCAGCGGAGACCGGUCCACCACAACACUCGUCGGGGAAAAAUGGUUCCGGCGGUAAAGCAACGGAAGAUUCCGACAACUAAGCAAAGAUGCGGGGGACGAAUACUGGCAAAGGUAGGAUGGACAACACGA
This is a messenger RNA of Chara braunii, 919 nucleotides long. Lineage: Eukaryota; Viridiplantae; Streptophyta; Charophyceae; Charales; Characeae. The record is from the annotation of a GenBank genome assembly.